AUGCUCAACAAUGACGAAACCAACUGGGAAACUCACGAUGUCAUGCUUGCCCUCACUCACUUUGGAGUCGAUACCUUCUCGGACCUCAUGAUGAUGGAACGCAAAGACAUUGAGUCUCUCGUGGUUCCAGCCGCUGGAACCGUUGCCAAACACCCUCUUGGAUUCAGUCAAUGGCGACAACUCCUUGCUGCUUUUUUUGCUUUCAUCACUUCUGUCGAGAGCAAGCCAAAUCCAUCAACGUCACGUCAAUCAGUUUCUCUAACUUCCAACGAUUCCGCAUCAGACGAUGGGAUCCAUCAGCGGAAGUGGUCCCGUGGCUCACGACACGAGCUCCUGUAUCCGCCGAAGUAG
Seminavis robusta is the source of this 351-nucleotide messenger RNA. The record is from the annotation of a GenBank genome assembly. Lineage: Eukaryota; Bacillariophyta; Bacillariophyceae; Naviculales; Naviculaceae.